Molecule: messenger RNA, 12489 nt
Organism: Mauremys reevesii (Reeves's turtle)
Lineage: Eukaryota; Metazoa; Chordata; Testudines; Geoemydidae
Gene: GRAMD1B
Product: GRAM domain containing 1B
Exons: 25
Coding region: 1208-3844 (878 amino acids)
Biological process (GO): intracellular sterol transport
Cellular component (GO): endoplasmic reticulum membrane; plasma membrane; endoplasmic reticulum-plasma membrane contact site
Molecular function (GO): sterol transfer activity; sterol binding
Source: RefSeq, a predicted model, not a curated record
CCGAGGAGCCCCUUCCCUUAACUGCAGGUGGAAUGCAAGAGGGUGCAGAGCCAGUUCUGAGUACAAUGGAAAUAAGACUGCUUAACUCAAGCUCUGUCUUGGUUAUCUGGAGAUCUUUCACUUGUCAAGGGACAGUGUCAAGGUGGGGAAACUGAGUCAUAAGGAAGUGAAAUGACUUGUUCGAGGCCAUAUAGUGAGUUGGGAAUAGAACCCAGAAGUCGGAUUCUCAGUCGUCUUGUGUAUGGACACCAUACAACAACUGCUCUAAAAGACUCUUCCAUUUGACAAAGGUUACAUUACAAAACCCCCACAUCAUCUGGGAGACGAGAUUUCCAGCGAGCUGCGCUGAGAGGAUGCACUGGGAAGCACAGAGGAAUGAAGACGUCCUUAAGAGAGCGGAGCUCCUGCCCAACAGCCAGCUGAGGGUUAACAAAAUGAACAGUUCUUGUGCGGGCAGAGUAUGUUCUUGGCAGUGAGCAGUGGUCUGUGUUACAGUAUGUGAGAGCAGAAGUGUGGAGCAGCUCAUUUCCAUUCACCAGCUGGCAGGUUGAGCUUAAAUCUCAGGAUCCAGUGUCUGGCUGCAGCAAAGCUUCCCCCUCCUCGCCACUCCAAACCUCAUCUCUUCCUCUGGAUGGGGGUCCUCUCCUCUUCGCAGAGCGGGAUUUGACUCGGGGAUGCUGCCGUGAGGAGUUCACAUCUGCAGCUUUGACAGGACUUCCCCCGACUGUCUGAAUGAAUGAGUGCCUUUCAGAGCAGACCCAGCUCCACGUUGCUCUCGGUCUCCCAAGACUGUUUUCCAGCACAGCUCCGGAGGAGUGUUCACUGAGCCACGACUGGGCAAAGAGCAGAGAAAACAGCAGAAUGAAAAGAGCCAAGAGAGCCCAGCGGGUUGUCAGCAGUCCUCGUACCAGAGGCUAAACUCACUGCCCUGAAAGAGACCAGGCAGGAGAGGAAGUUGCUUCUCAGUGAGAAAGGAGGAGAAAACAAAAGAGAAACUUUGAAACUGGCUCCACUCGUGAUCUGAGCAUCCCGCCCCUGCACCCCCGUUAAACGAAAGCACCGAGAAACACGAGAUUUCCUUCUCGAGGGGUGGGAACAUGCUGAACUGGGGAGGAGUGGAGAAGGGCAUCUUUUAGCUUGUGGUGUGGUUUAUAGUGAGAUCCAAGAGAUAGAGCAGAGGUGGGAGGGGAAGGUGAAAGGAGAUCUGAUGCCUGCUGCCAAUAUGACAGAGACCCCCCAGCUCCCGGCAUUGCAGGUCCCAGAGCAACAGGUGCCAGAGUGCAGCCGGGCCUGGUCCAGUUCAUCCACCCCCACCCUGCGCAGGAGGCGCUUCAAGAUGAGACGGAUGAAGAACGUGCAAGAGCAGAGCCUGGAGGCCGGCGCGUACCAGGACUCUCCUUCGCCCAACAAAGAGUUCCUGCAACUCCCAUCCAUAGAAAUCACCCCAUCCAGUGACGAAGACACCCCAUGGUCGAAUUGCUCUACGCCCAGCGCCUCCCCGCGGCGCAAGCGUGUCCUGCUGCGGAAGUGGCUGCGCGUGAGAGAGAAGAAGGAAUACAGUGAAAGCAGCAGCCAGCAGAGUAGCCAGCAAAGCAGCCAUGAUGACGAUUCAGCCCGAUUCCUGAGUCCCCGAAUGCGUGACGAAAGCACUGCCAGUAACUCGAACCGCAGCACGCCUGCCUGCUCCCCCAUCCUGCGCAAACGUUCCCGGUCUCCAACCCCGCAGGACUCCCAAGGAGACGCCAUGGUGGAGAAAGGCUCAGACCACUCUUCAGACAAAUCCCCUUCCACUCCGGAGCAGUGUGUGCAGCGCAGCUAUUCCGCUCAGUCAGGCCGCAGUGGGGCCAAGAACUCCAAGAAAAGCCAGAGUUGGUAUAAUCAUGAGAGACAGCACAUCCGGAGAGUGUUGAGUCCGACGUAUAAACAGCGUAACGAAGACUUCAGGAAACUCUUCAAACAGCUUCCCGACACCGAGCGCCUCAUAGUCGAUUACUCUUGUGCGCUUCAAAGAGACAUUCUCCUGCAAGGCCGCCUCUACCUCUCCGAAAACUGGAUUUGCUUCUACAGCAACAUCUUCCGCUGGGAAACACUGCUAACAGUCCGUUUGAAGGAUAUCUGCUCCAUGACCAAGGAAAAAACUGCACGGCUCAUUCCUAACGCCAUCCAAGUUUGCACUGACACUGAAAAGCACUUUUUCACUUCCUUCGGCGCCCGAGAUAGGACGUACAUGAUGAUGUUCAGACUCUGGCAGAAUGCUCUCCUCGAAAAGCCCCUGUGUCCAAAGGAGCUCUGGCACUUCGUCCACCAGUGUUACGGGAAUGAACUGGGGCUGACCAGCGAUGAUGAAGACUAUGUGCCUCCUGAUGAUGAUUUCAACACUAUGGGCUACUGCGAGGAGAUCCCUGUAGAAGAAAAUGAAGUGAACGACAGCUCCUCCAAGAGCAGCAUGGAGGCCAAACCUGAAGCUAGUCCUCUGCUGCCCAAGAAGUCCAUCACCGCCAGCACGUUGACUUCCACAGGGAGCAGUGAAGCGCCAACUUCAUUUGACGGGAUGCUUCCGGAGGAGGAGGAGUUGGUGGAGAGUCCCCUUGAGAAGGAACUCACCCUUGAAAACAUCAUUGGAGAUAAGAUCGAGAUCAUCGCCCCGGUGAACUCCCCUUCCCUGGACUUCAACGACAACGAGGACAUUCCAACGGAGCUCAGCGACUCGUCGGAGACCCAUGAUGAAGGGGAAGUUCAGGCCUUUUACGAGGAUCUGAAUGGCCGGCAGUACAUGAAUGAGGUGUUCAGUUUCAGCGUGGACAAACUGUAUGACCUGCUCUUCACUGACUCCCAGUUCCAGAGGGAUUUCAUGGAACAGCGUCGGUUCUCCGAUAUUAUCUUUCAUCCAUGGAAGAAGGAAGAAAACGGCAAUCAGAGCAGAGCAAUCCUGUACACGAUCACCCUCACCAACCCUCUCGCCCCGAAAACUGCUACUGUCACUGAGACUCAGACAAUGUACAAAGCCAGCCAAGAAAGUGAGUGCUACGUGAUAGACGCAGAGGUGCUAACUCACGACGUCCCCUACCAUGAUUAUUUCUACACCAUUAACCGCUACACGUUGACUCGUGUCGCCAGAAACAAAAGCCGACUCAGGGUUUCUACAGAGCUUCGUUACAGGAAGCAGCCAUGGGGGCUUGUGAAAUCCUUCAUCGAGAAAAACUUCUGGAGUGGCCUAGAAGAUUAUUUCCGUCAUUUAGAGAGCGAACUGACCAAAACCGAGAGCAUGUACCUAGCGGAGAUCCACAGACAAUCCCCCAAAGAGAAGAUGAGCAAGCAAUCCACAUUGCGCCGAAGAAAACGGCCCCACGCCCACCUGCGGGUGCCACACCUGGAGGAGGUGCUGAGUCCCGUCACCACCCCCACAGAUGAGGAGGUUGUGCAUCGCAUCAAGCACGUGGCAGGUUCCACGCAGACGCGGCAUGUCCCUGAGGACAGUCCCGGUGGCUUCCAUCUCCAGAGCGUCUCCAAGCUGCUGGUCGUUAUCAGCUGUGUUCUGGUGCUGUUGGUAAUUCUCAAUAUGAUGCUGUUCUACAAACUUUGGAUGUUGGAAUACACCACCCAGACCCUCACCGCAUGGCAGGGCCUGCGGCUACCGGAAAGGUUACCCCAGUCUCAGUCAGAAUGGGCUCAGUUGCUAGAGUCCCAGCAGAAGUAUCAUGACACAGAGCUACAGAAGUGGCGUGAGAUCAUCAAAUCCUCCGUGAUGCUUCUAGACCAGAUGAAGGAUUCACUAGUAAACCUUCAGAAUGGCAUCGGGUCACGCGAGUCGGAACCAGAGGAGAAACGGAAGCGUUUCCACUAACAGAGGCGAACACAGGAGGCCAGAGGAUUGUGUGCAAUAUGUGUAUAUAGACCAUAUAAAUAUAUAUAUACAGAAUAUAAAUAUAUAUAUAUAUUAUAUACAGAUUUUAAAAGAGGAAAAAAGCCUAUGUACUGAAGAGGAGAAGCGUGGGUGCAGACCUCCAACACUGGCUGAACUGGAGCGUCUCUGGGGUAGGACGGGAUGCGAUGGCGGGGGCUGUGCUUUCCCAGCACUGAGGCACUGUCCGGGAGAGUGCAGCUCACGCUUACCUGUUCCCAUGCACCUCUCUUCUGUGUAUUCUUGGCUGUUUGUUUGUCUGUUUGUUUGUUUUAAAGGGAAGAAUUGGAGCAAAUGCCCCUCCCCCUCCCUGCCUGAGGGUACCUGAAUGUUGAACAGGUAUUUAAAGGGGACACUGUCAACUUUAUCUUGCUCCAUUGAGGACAAGGAGGAUUUUGCUAGAAGACCCUUGUGGGAGUAGCCUACAGUCCCUUGUGGGAGUAGCCUACAGAAUUGAGCAGGCUUUGAGCCUUGAGAGUUCUCUGGGAAACGACUCUUAUUCAGUAGUGAAUGGGGUUUGUUCUGAGCCCUCUGCUAGAAUGCUGUAGCAGGGGUGCAACGCGCCAUUCAACUGGCCAGCCUAAUUUUGCUAAGUAAAGCACAGAAACUGAACCAGAUUUUCUCAGUGAAACAUUUCACUUUUUAUUAAUAGAAGUUACAUUAAUGGCAAAGUAGAGGGGCGCUGACAUGGGUUGUUACUCAGUAUUCCUGGCUAAAUCCAGACCCUGGCAUAUCUCACUGAAGUCAGUGAAUUUAGCCCUUUGGUUCUUUUUCACUUGACAACGUCCCCUUUACAUACUCUGUUUUCCUCAACCCUCCAUGCGUUUGUGUCCCUGUCAAUGCGCCAUCCCUGUGCUAGGGAGCUGCAGCUGUGCUGAAAGGGCUAUCUGUGCUCAUUUCCCACUCAGAGGCACGUAAAGCCUAAUGGCUCUGACUUGAUACAACACCUUGGCUUUUUUUCCUUCUUGUUGCUCACUAUUUUUAAACCCCUUCUGCCAAAAAAAAAAAAAAAAAGGCUAGGUGAGGGCAUUUGGCAUGUACCAGUAUCUACUUACAUGAUACUUUCUGGUGGAAACUCACAAGAAGAGGGAGCAGCUUCCUUUUACAAAAAAAAAAAGAAACCACGAUUGCAAUUAAACGGAUUGAAUAGAUCUGUAUCAGGAAGCCACCCACCCUCCAGUUGCAUGGCUGAUCCCUGGAGAUGUUAGAAGUGGGGUGGAAGAAAGGCCCGGCCACACAGGUAAUUUUUAUUCUUAGAAAGAUGCUGUAAACAGGGGAAGUUCUGGUGCGUUUCCUGUUGCAUUGUGGCGAACCUUUUAGAAUGAGGGUAGGCCGGGGCUAUCAAUAGGGGCAGCUACAGGGGCAUCCACGCAGCAGGCAGCUCAGGCUGUUGCAUUUGUAUUUAUUUUGAAAGGUCAUUUAAAAGGAUUAUUUUUUAAUGAUCGGGCAUUUUAACCCAGCAGUUGUCGAGAGGAAGCCUGAGGGCUGUGGUAUGUAACAUCCUGGGCUCGGCCUGUUAGCUGGGCAGCUGGUGAGAUGUCUGUCUGGGUAUGAAUCCCACAGCAGGUGGGCAUGUUUUGUGUCUUGGAGGAGCAGGAGAGGGACACGGCGCAGUCGCUGGGGACUUGAAAAUGCCAUACCUGAGCCCAUGGCCUUUGAGCGAGCUUCGGUGACUGGAGGGGACUAGAAGCAAGGGGAAAGAUUUAGGAGUUAUUAUUGGGCACACCAAACAAAUGGGAACCCAGCCUGGUGAAAGCCUGAUCCUGAGGUACUGAGCACACACAAGUCACACUGACAGCAGAAUGACACCAUGCCUUUAUGUUGUGCUUUGCAAAACUGGAUGAGUAUCAUUGUCCUUAUUUACAGAUGGGGAAACUGAGUCACAGAGUGGUGCCCACUGAGGUGUUUCAGUGGUAGAGCCAGGAGUACAACUCCACAUCAUCAGGCUUGUGCACUAACCACCAACCCACAUGGCAGGUGAUCAGCAGCUCUCAGGAUCAAGCUCUGACAGUGGCACAUCCCUUUGCGUGGUGAAAGGAUAGAGGGGAUUCGCGGUGGUGACUAACAUGCUUCCCCAUCUUGCCUUACCAGGUGGAUUAGUUGGUCUAUGGACCCUCUAUCUCCACCGUCUCUGACUCUGGCAGGAUUUUCUCAAGCAGUUGAGAUCACCUGACACAGCCCUGUUUAGGGGUAGUAUUGAGUACUGGAUAAUCUAGCAGAUCUGCUUCAUCUCUAGCUUCUGCAUGAGUUGAAAGAGCAAGGUGAGCAACUGGCCCUUCCUGCACCAUAUCGCACUGGCCUACAUGGCUCUAGAAGGAGUUUAUCUAAGCCAUUUAUCACACACUCCUCCUAAAAAUGUGCUAGAUGCCUAGUUUGGCUGGGGAGGUACUGAAGCUCUCUGGGGGGCUUGUUGGUGUCUUGUAUGACUAUCUUAGCAGACUACCGGGGAAGGGGGAGAAAGACAAGGCAAAGGACUAUAGACAGAAACAUGCCCAGGAACCUAGGGAAUGUACUGCUUUAUAUAAUUUAUUGUAUUUAUACUUAUUUAUUUAACUUAAUGCUACUUAAAACUGUACGUCUCCCUGGCAUUUCCUGACAGAGCCAGAAGCUGCUGCUGAAAUGGGCAAUGUAGGGUGAGCGUGAGCCCCUAGCACAGAGGAAAGAAGAGAGCAAGGCUGGAAGUUGAGGCAGGUCAGUGCCUCCUGCUGUGAUGAGGAUGGGUUUGUGUCCUGCUGCUGUUCUAAGGACAGAAGAGCCCAAACUCACUGGUGGGAUCCAGGACCCUGCCCAAGGAAGGUUUUCAUGUCUCUGUUACUGUGGGUCUAGCUUAACCUCCCCCUUUCCAAGGUUUUAAUCCAAAGGAGAGUGGGGAUACUAGUGGUUUCUGUCCUAAAUAUGCUAUUGGAAAGCUCAUAACGUAUUUGCAAGUGACUCUAGAUCCUGGAGCUCGGGGCGGCUCUAGACAUUUCGCCGCCCCAAGCAGGGUGGCAUGCCGUAGGGGGCGCUCUGCCGCUCACGCGGCAGGUAGCUCAUGUGGACGUCCCGCAGGCAUGCCUGCGGAGGGUCCGCUGGUCCCACGGCUUUGGUGGACCCCCUGCUGGAGGUGAAGCUGCAGUCUGUAAUCUAGCUCCUGGGUUGCACGUACAGAUAUAUUUGUCCUGCUUAGGAAGACAGGAACCUGCCCCAGCUGUGAAGGCCAAAGAUAAAUGGUAGCAUUCCAGGUUUGUUUCUCAUAGUCACAGGCUUUUCAGUGUCUCCUACAGCCCGUUAAAGAUCUGUCCAUCUAGUCUACCCCUUACCCCGGCAGUCCAUUUUCUAGUGUUUUGUCCAAGAGCCACAGCUUCCCUGGAAGAGUCUGUUCCAUCCAGCAGAUCACAAGACUACACAAACUUGUGCUGCUUUAGUUAAACUGCUACAGAUUACUGUGUAUCCAUUCAUAACCAGUUUCAAAAUGGUGUAUCCCCAGCCUGUACAUUUAUAAGCUCAACUGUUAAGAGUGUGUACGCAUGCAAUGACACCACUUUAACAUCAUAUUGUUAGUGAAAUCAGUGCAACUGUACAUAUAGAGAAGCCCUUAGUGUCAGGAAACUUUUCCUGGCCCACUGGCAAUAAUUCCUCUCUGGCUUUCAGCUAGUGUAUCCUUUGUUGUCUCAUAGCUCUGCUUAGCUAGCCUUUUUUAAACUCAGAUCCUCACCCUUUGCUUCUCUGCUCCACUUGCAGUGAAGAAACACACCCAUUUCUUUGCCUCCUGCAUUAGGGGUUGAAGUAGAUUAAAUAAUGUCAAUAGGGAGCCAGAAUUAAGAUUAAAGGAGACUAAAAGAGUUAGGUACCCAAAUCCUAUUGCAGUUCAAUGGGAGUUGGGUGCCUGACUACUUUAGGGUUCUCUGAAACUUCCAGCCUGAGGUGUGCUUAUGGUUAAAAGUUUGUUAAUCUAGCAGAGGUUUCUAGUGGUAAAAUGGAGACAGAGAUAAAUGGAAGGGAGGAUACUGUAAGUACAGCUGAGGUGAAGGUUAGUUUUCACGCUGGGCUCUUCUCUCUGAGGCUCGCCCAUUUUGACCUAGCCUGAACACAUGGGCAGACACAUUUAUUGCCCGGCUGACCUGUGGGGAGGAGGUUCGUAGCCUUCGUUUGGCACUCUGCCCCGACAGGCCCUCGUCCUUCCACUGUGAGUAACCACUCAGGUUCACAGGCAGAAGAGUUUGGUUUGAUUUUCAGUGGCUGACCAAUUGUGAAAUAGAUUUUUAAAGGGUUUAUCCUUCCACUCCACUCCCCUUCAUGCUACAGCUAAAGCACCAGCCAGAUAUUUAAUAUACACAAACUAACUUAAGCAGAGAAUGGCCUAAAUAGUGCUGCGUGAGAUGCUGCAGCGCUGGAGGGAGGGGUAGAAGGACAGAUCAUCUGGGACCCGGAUUCUCAGCUCUAGUCUUUCCGUAUGUGGAGAAAAAAAAGUGUUUCCUUGCUAAACCCAGUUUUCAAACUUGGCUGCCUGAAUUAGGUACCUAUAUUCUGCCCAGUGGUGCUUACCUGAAAACGGGUAUUUUGGGCUGUAGUGUCCGUAUAGUGCCUGUGUUUGAAAAUGGGGGCCUAGUUACAUAAACCCAAGACUUACUCAUUUGUAAAACAGCCAUCAUCCUAGGGUAAGUGUGCAGUUCAGAUGUGGGAGAGCUGCGAGCAGAGGAGGAAGAUAGGCAGGCAAACACUCUUAGACUCAUUUCAAAACUUUGGCAUUAGUGGGAAUGCUGUGUUCCUGUUAGAGCAGGGUGGAGAAAGAAUGGAAACAAUUUCAGCCUGUGUACUUGACUAUAAAGCAGCCAUGCUUUUGGAAGGGUUCAAUCCUUAAUGUAUAGUACAAGCCACCCAUUAGCUAGGAAGAAGCACGAUUUUAAAAAAAAAAGGUUUAAAAUAGAUAAGCAAAAAUAAUAAGAAUCAAGGUCACAAAACUCUGAACUCCCUAUGCAGCUAAAGCUAAAAGCUAAAGCCUGAACCACAGUUUCAAAAUCAGCGUACAUAGUAAGUAAAUAUUUUAAUCUUGGACGGUAGUUGUGAAUGUCAAGAUCUAACCCUGACAUGAACACUCCAGCUUUGACUACUUUGCCCUCUGGUAAAGCUGAUUGCAUGGUUAAAUCGCCCAUGCCAAUUUGGAACUGGUUUCCUAUCUAAGAUCUCUCUCACUCAGUAGGUCUACACCAGAGCUGUAAUUUCUAGCUCACGUAGCUAUGCCCAUGUUACCUUGAUCAGAGGUAGUGGGUAUGUCUACCCCAACUGGAAAUUACACCAGUUUAGACAAAAUCUAUGCACAGAAAGGGUGCAUCUCUAGUAGAGUUUAACCUUCUACCCAAAUGUAUUUUUUAAUGCACAGUUUAAAAGGAAGAGAUGGUUUUUGCUGCAGGUAUAAUGUGUUGGCUUUACUGAGCUCUAACCUGAAAGCUCCUCUGUGGAAAUAAUGCUUGUGUCACCAGCAGCAGCCCUUAAAUGGACCCAUUUUCCCAUCCCAAAUAUAAACAGAUAAUAUCAGUCAGGUACAGCAAGCCAAAAUUCUUCUCGCAUUUAAAGCCAGACAAUUCCAAGGAGUCAAAGAUUUACUCGGGUGUAAAGGGGACAGUUCAGCCCAAUAUUUCCUCUUUGUGUAUAUGCUUAGUUGUCAACAGCUAAUUUUCCUAACCUACAUUUUUAUAGGAGGGGGGAUUGUUUGUUACAAAUGGACAGCUGCAGUCGAGUCUGUAACCCCAGUUGGCUGAUGUGCACUGCAAGACAUUUUGUGAGGGGUCUGCAGUGAUUCCUAUGCAAGAAAGGAGGAAGGUCCAGCUCUUCAUUGGAAUGAAAGCACUGAUAGAGCUGGAUAUGGGUCAGGUAAGAAUCUAAGAUUGACUGCCUACCUUGGCAGCUCUCCAAACUGCUGGAUGGAAUGUGUUAGUUGGGCACUAACUCUCACAAAACCAGCCUCUCUCAGGGUGCUGUGGCUCUUUUGCUUCCAGUGGUGGCUAGAAACUUGAAGCACAGUAGCAUGACAACACCAUUAACAUGUACAACAUUGCCUUCAACUCACUCCCCCUCUAGCUCCUCAGAACAGGAGGAGCAAUGCUGAGGCAGAGUGAGGUUGAACACCAGAUACAAUGGCAACCCUCAGUCUAAAUUUCUGUGCAUUAGAAUGCUAAGUACACAAGAGAGGAUCCCUUUCCUACCAGCACCUAGGAACAGGGCAUGCUUCCCUCUCCUAUGGCCUCGGAGUCCAUUCCUCUUCAUGGUAGCUUUGCAUUCCAGGGCUUGGACACUCAACACUUGCCAUGCAGCUAGCAGUACCAGAAUGGAGAGGAGUUGGAGCAAGGCAGACGGUGGCUUUUCCAUCAUUCAGCACUGGAAUGUGGAAUUGGAAGAAAUCUCUUCUCUCCAAAUCCAGCCCAAAGCUAAAAUGGCCAGUGCUUCUCUCACCAAACAAGCUAAUAGGGCUUAGUGUCAAUCACUUCAGAGGGUCAGUGUCUUUCCUCUUCCCCCCAAGCCCUUGCUGGAUAAGGGGUCUCUGAAUGCUGCUGGAAAGAGUAGGGGCACCUCAGGGGAGAUCAGCUCUGUCCUCUUUGGGGACUAUCCAAAACAGGUGGGCUUUUUCCCCCCUCUACACAGGCUGAGGGCAGGUAGUCCACUAUGAGAUACACAGUCAAGAUGACAAGUGUCUUUUCAGUUGAGUUGUAGGCAGGGUAUGAACAUCCCAUGAUAAUUUGUACCAGGUUUGAGAGCAAGAUCUUUUGGUUACUUACUACAAUUAGCUGAUGUUUGACAAGAGAAGAGCAUAGCCAACAAUACAGGCUUCUGCAUGCUCUAUAGCACAGGUCCCUUCCACAUGCAUCCAGAACCAACCUUCUCCAAAGAAUACUUCAGCAUCCUAAAGGAAGGGCCUUGCUCCUUGCAGUGACUAUUCUACAAGGUAACGUUCUGAGCUUGUUACUGUAGAAUUCUGCUGUAUAUUUUUAUCAGUGAAGCUGCUCUUCCUUUCCCCCCUCAAACCCUCUGUGAGUUUCACAUAUUUCAGCACAGCCGCACCUGGCAGUUUGCAAGCCGUUAGGCUCUGAUUUGCCACCACUGGGGUGGUAGAAUGGAACCUGGCUUGAGGUUGAGAAGUGGGAGGGCACUGGUUGUGAAAUUACCUCUGUUCUUGUUUAACAGAGACUGUGGGUGAACACCACUAGACCAAAGUGUCUGAAAUAACCAAUCUGAGAAAUGACUACCGUGCUGUACUGUUUGCAGGAGAGAACUGUACUGAAUGUUCACUCCCCUCUGAUCAGCCUGUGCUCUCUCUCUGCUUGCCAGUGAAUCUCUUUUGUGCCAUAACAUGCUUUUUUCUAGAUGUGCAAAUCAGCCAAAAUAGUGUGUUACUCUCCCCUCGCUCAGCCAUAGCUGAAUAUUCCCUUAGCUACACAGGGAGAGCUGGCCCCCAAAACACAUUCUGCAGCUAGUGCUUGCAUGGCUCCAUUUCCUCCCCUCCCUCACCUCACUGCUGCAGGACAAUCAGCUCUUUUCUAUCCCACUUUCCCUCUGUCCAAGAUGGACUGACCUGAUGCUGUCCCUGCUUGUCCUUCCUUGCAGCAGCCUGUGUUAUGCUAGGAAAUGAAUGUUUUUUAUUUUGGUGGGGAAAGGACUUUCCUUCUGGUGAAGGAAUUAUAUUUGCACAUGACUCAGGGAGGCUCCUCCUCCUCUGACAAUUUUUGUUACCUCACUCAGUUUGGUUAGUUUCAUUGCUAACAUUGAGGGCCAGCUUCCUGCAUCUGAUCUUUGAGUUAGAAAAAUGCAGCAGACAGAGCUGCUCAGGCAUGUUCUAUUUCCAAGCUAGUCUGAACUGCCCCAGCAGCCCUGGACUGUGGGAGACUGGCAGCUGCUACUGCUAAGAAACAGCAACUUUAGCCAACAAGAGGCUGGCGCUUGUGCCACAUCAGUAUUCUUCUCUGAGAUGGCUUGGGAGCCUCUUGUCUCCCUCUCCCAUUAAAUAACACUUUACAGAACUAAGAUGGAAGCACCAACCUGCACUUUUGGUCUUGUACAUUUUGCAAUGUUACCAGCUGGUUGCAAGGCAUUUUUUCCCCCACAGCUCACACCUCAAAUGCCCCAUGGCCAAGUAGUGCUGCUAUGUUCCUGGACUACUUCCCCCCCCCCCAAGGGCCUGGUGCCUGCAACCCUGAUUCAGAUGAGUAAUCCUUACUCUUGCAAAUAAUUCCAUUUGAGUAAGAUUUACUCACAUCAGCAAGAGUGGGUUGUAUGAUCAUCCCCACAGUGGGCAUUUCCCCUCUGCAUAGUAACAUUCUAAACUGGGAGGGAGAGAUAUGGUCCGAGACUCACCUCUGUCUUGUUGACUAGUCUGUGGUGGCAACACAAACUCUGCAACUGGGCCACAUGCAGAAGGAAGAGCAGUUGUGUUUUGAGGCGUUGUCUGGCUAACUGUGUUUGGCUCUGUAACUAAUAAACCUUGCGCUGUGCGCAAGGUGUGAUAAAGAUACUUACCUGCUAGGAAACUAGGAAUUAAAGGCUACACAGCCAAAUCUCAAUGUAAAGUAGCUAGAACAAUGGAAAAUACAUUAUGAAUAAAAAAAGUAUUGAACAAA